UUGCGCAUGCGGGCUGGGUGUGUUGUGGGGACGCUCGGGACAGAGGCCUAGUUGGUCUGAGUGGAGCCUGAGACGAGACACCACCAUGGGCUCACUGGAGAAGUGGGUGAACGAUGAGCUUCACCAGCUGCUGGGCCUGAGCGAUAAGUACGUGGCACAGUUCCUGAUCGGCACUGCCCAGCGCAGUGACAGCGUGGCGGACUUUAUCCGGCGCCUGGAGGAGACGGGGACCAUUGACAUCACGCAGGGAGUCCGACGUUUCGCAGACGAGCUCUGGACGAAGAUCCCCAGGAAGCAGAGGGUUGAGAAGGCAGCGCGUGCCGUCGAGCGAGAGGCCCUCGCCAUGCAGCAGAAGAACCGGACUUACCUGUUACUGGAGGACAGCGAGGACAGCGGGCCCGAAGAGAAGCAGAGCCACAGUAAAGGCAAACGGAAGCGGAAACACAUCCGGAAAAAGAGGGCGGCCUCAUCGGAGAGUGACUCCGACCACAAAAUGAAAAGGAACCCGUCGCCACAGAAACUGUCGGGAUCUGAAGAAGAAGAAUGGGAAAAGGAGGAGAAGGAUCGCUUGAAAGAUCUGGAGGAGCGAGAUGCUUUCGCAGAGCGUAUCAAGCAACGGGACAAGGACAGGACCCGAAAUAUCCUGGAGCGCUCUGAUAAGAAGGCCUACGAGGAAGCUCAGAAACGUCUGAAGAUGGGCGAGGAAGACCGGCGGGCAAUGAUCCCGGAGCUGCGCAAGAGGUCCCGGAGGGAUUACCUGGGCAAGCGAGAGCAGGAGAAGCUGGAGGACCUGGAGGCGGAAAUCCUGGACGACGAGUACCUGUUCUCCGCGACUGACCUCAGCAGCCGGGAGAAGCAGCAGCUGGACUACAAGAAGAAAGUGCGCGACCUGGCGCGGGAGUACAAAGCAGCCGGAGAGCAGGAGAAGCAGGAGCAGAGCAACCGCUAUUACAUGCCCGAGGAGUCCCGCAGCAAGAAAGUUCCGGAUCGCUACGAGGAGCCCAAGGCGGAUGACAAGCAUGCCCCUCGGGACGAGCAGAGGCGUUGGGAGGAGGAGCACAUGGAUGCAGCGCUGUUAAAAUUCGGGGCCCGGGACGCCAGGGAACGUAACCAGCAGAAGGAGUACGAGUUUGUGCUGGAGGAGGACGAGAUGAUUGACUUUGUGACCGCCGUCACCAUGCAGGGAACCGUGUCUAAGGAUGAAAAAGUAGAGAUGUCAGAGGCAGAGAGGCAGAAGAUGACCCUCCAGGAGGUGAGGAGGAGCCUACCUGUCUUCCCCUACCGUCAGGACCUGCUGGCAGCUAUCGCUGAGCACCAGAUCCUCAUCAUCGAGGGCGAGACGGGCUCUGGCAAAACAACACAGAUCCCCCAGUAUCUGUACGAGGAGGGCUACACGGCCGGGGGGAUGAAGAUCGGGUGCACGCAGCCUCGGCGCGUGGCAGCCAUGAGCGUGGCUGCCCGAGUGGCACAGGAGAUCGGGGUCAAGCUGGGAAAUGAGGUCGGCUACAGUAUCCGGUUUGAAGACUGCACCUCAGAGCGGACGGUGCUAAAAUACAUGACAGAUGGGAUGCUGCUGAGGGAAUUCCUCACGGAGCCGGACUUGGCUGGAUAUAGCGUGGUGAUCAUUGACGAAGCCCACGAGCGCACACUUCACACUGACAUUCUCUUCGGGCUGAUUAAAGACAUCUCCCGCUUCCGCCCUGACCUGAAGGUCCUGAUUGCGAGCGCCACCCUGGACACCGAGAAGUUCUCGACGUUUUUCGACGAUGCUCCGAUCUUUCGGAUCCCGGGGCGACGGUUCCCCGUUGAUAUUUACUACACCAAGGCCCCUGAAGCGGACUAUCUGGAAGCCUGUGUGGUUUCUGUCCUGCAGAUCCACGUCACUCAAGCUCCUGGCGACAUUCUGGUGUUCCUCACCGGUCAGGAGGAAAUCGAGACCACGUGCGAGAUGUUGCAGGAGCGAUGCCGUCGCCUGGGCUCCAAGAUUGCCGAGCUGCUGGUUCUCCCCAUUUACGCCAACCUCCCCUCAGACAUGCAGGCCAAGAUCUUUGAGCCCACCCCAGCAGGUGCCAGGAAGGUCGUCAUCGCCACCAACAUCGCGGAGACCUCCCUGACCAUCGACGGGAUCAUCUAUGUGAUCGACCCUGGUUUCUGCAAGCAGAAGAGUUACAAUGCACGCACAGGCAUGGAGUCUCUCAUUGUCACACCCUGCUCCAAGGCAUCAGCCAACCAGCGAGCUGGCAGGGCUGGCCGCGUGGCUGCCGGGAAGUGCUUCCGUCUCUACACAGCCUGGGCCUUCAAGCACGAAAUGGAGGAAACGUCCAUCCCGGAAAUACAGCGAACAAACCUGGGCAACGUGGUGCUGCUGCUGAAGAGCUUAGGAAUCAACGACCUGAUCCACUUUGAUUUCAUGGACCCCCCUCCUCACGAGACCCUCGUGCUGGCCUUGGAGCAGCUGUACGCCCUGGGGGCUCUGAACCACCUCGGAGAACUGACCAAGCUCGGUCGCAGGAUGGCAGAGCUCCCUGUGGACCCCAUGCUGUCCAAAAUGAUCCUAGCCUCUGAGAGGUACCAGUGCUCUGAGGAGAUCCUAACCAUCGCAGCCAUGCUGUCGGUCAACAACGCCAUCUUCUACCGGCCCAAAGACAAGGUGGUGCAUGCUGACAAUGCUCGCAUGAACUUCUUCCUGCCUGGAGGGGAUCAUCUGGUCCUGCUCAACGUCUAUACACAGUGGGUAGAAAGCGGCUACUCCACGCAGUGGUGUUACGAGAAUUUCAUUCAGUUCCGGUCGAUGCGGAGAGCCAGGGACGUGCGGGACCAGCUGGAGGGUCUGAUGGAGAGGAUUGAAGUGGAGAUGAAAUCAUCUGCGGGCGAUAACGUCCUCAUCCGCAAGGCCAUCACCGCUGGCUUCUUCUACCACACCGCCCGGCUCACUCGCACUGGCUACAAGACGGUGAAGCACCAGCAGGCGGUCUACGUCCACCCCAACAGCAGCCUGUUCGAGGAGCAGCCCCGCUGGCUCAUCUACCAUGAGCUGGUCUUCACCACAAAGGAGUUCAUGAGACAGGUGAUCGAGAUCGACAGUGGGUGGCUGCUGGAGGUGGCUCCGCAUUACUACAAAUCCAAGGAGCUGCAGGAUGCGGCCAGCAAGAAGAUGCCGAAGAAAGUGGGCAAGACUCGGGAGGAGCUCGGCUGAGGGGGCCUGGGCACGGGUGCCCUGCCCACUCGGCCACCCAGCCCUCUGCAGUGGGACCACACCUCAUUAUCGACAGGGUGAACAUUCACUGUUUCAGAUUAGACGGAGCGAGGGUUGCCUGAAGGAUAGCCUCAAAUCCCCCGGCGUCGUGCUGGCACUGGAUGCCCGGUUCGGAUCGGAUUGCAGCCUCCAUCCCCCAGGGAGGAACUGUUACACCGCGUUUCAGCCGGCAGCGAGCUAGGGCUGGGCGGAGAAUGGAGCCUCUGAGCUGCAGUGCAAUGGCCACAGUGGAUCUGAGCCACCGGGAACAAUAACCAAGGAGGAAGGAGUUCCCGAUGCCAGGGCUCAGGCCGGUCCUGUGGCCUGUGCCAGCAGCAGGGCCCUUGCCCCUCAGAACACUUUCACAUCUGCACGAGUGAGGUUAGUGCAGCACAGGGCUGUCUACGGCAAUCCAGAGCGGCCACUUCCCGAUGUUUCAAAUAAAGUUUGGCACUUUUGGAAAAGAAGAA
Messenger RNA from Hemiscyllium ocellatum (epaulette shark), 3705 nucleotides. It is a transcript of the gene dhx16, whose product is annotated as DEAH (Asp-Glu-Ala-His) box polypeptide 16. The record is from RefSeq and is a predicted model, not a curated record. Gene Ontology annotation, molecular function: ATP hydrolysis activity; ATP binding; RNA binding. The transcript is spliced from 21 exons. The coding region runs from base 86 to 3196 and encodes 1036 amino acids. Gene Ontology annotation, cellular component: intracellular anatomical structure; catalytic step 2 spliceosome. NCBI's taxonomy places the organism in Eukaryota, Metazoa, Chordata, Chondrichthyes, Orectolobiformes, Hemiscylliidae.